Molecule: messenger RNA, 555 nt
Organism: Arctia plantaginis
Lineage: Eukaryota; Metazoa; Arthropoda; Insecta; Lepidoptera; Erebidae
Source: the annotation of a GenBank genome assembly
AUGGUACUUUCCGACUUUUUGACUGAGACUCGGAGGCGAUGGUUGAAGGCCUUCAAGUUGUUCAAACGGAACAAGACCCGCAAAAACACCCGUAACCGCAUCUCGCCCGAGCUUACUCGCUCGCCUUCCUACAACGGCACUGUCGACGCGAGCAACGAUAUCGAUAUACAGAAAUUCUGCGGCUGUCGUACUUCUCUUCCACCACUACACAUCAACGACACAUACGAAAAUAACUCUUAUUAUAGCAGUUACAACAGCUACAAUAGCUCGAGAAUCGACAGUCUUGAAAGUUACGGCACAAACGAGUCCCACAGUGGAAGUGGACGAUCCGAUUCUGCAUACGAUUCUGAAAGAUCCACUCCAUCUGAUGCCAGAGUCUGCUACGCUACUGUGACAUACUUCAAUGUAAAUGAUAGUGAAGAUAGCAGCAGCAUCCGUACAGAAUAUACUCUUCUGGACGAUGCCGAAGCUGAACAAGACCUUGAAGAUUUGGAAGAAGAUGAAAGAACGCAGAACAUGAUCAAUGAAAGCAUUGAACUUGUUAGUACGUUAUGA